This is a messenger RNA of Erigeron canadensis, 1196 nucleotides long. Its product is annotated as putative fasciclin-like arabinogalactan protein 20. The record is from RefSeq and is a predicted model, not a curated record. Lineage: Eukaryota; Viridiplantae; Streptophyta; Magnoliopsida; Asterales; Asteraceae. The coding region runs from base 1 to 1104 and encodes 367 amino acids. The transcript is spliced from 2 exons.
AUGGCAGUCGCCAAAUCAAUUCUUCUCACACUACUAACAAUAACAAUCAUCUUCUCUACAGCUCAGACCACCACCGCUCUUCCACCGGAAACACUUACAAACGCCGUAGAAACUUUAUCAAAUUCCGGCUAUAUCGCCAUGUCGUUAACGCUAACUGCCGUCUCCGAUGGAUUACUCUCUCACCACAACGCCGCCACUAUCUUCUCCCCGCCGGAUAUUGCCUUCGCUGACUACGGUCAACCGUCUCUCCCUCUCCUUUCAGUCCACAUCUCUCCGAUGGUCUUCUCUCUCUCUACUCUCCGUUCUCUCCCUUUCGGUACCAAAAUCCCUACCGUUGAUGAAUCAAUUUUCCUCACUGUCACAACUUCAUCACCAAACGACGUCGUUUCGAUCAAUGACGUCAGAAUUAUCGGUUCUUCUAUCUUCGACGACGGUUCGUUGAUCGUUUACGGCAUUGAGAACUUUUUAGAUCCGAAUUUCACGGUUCCGGAUAGUCCGAUUCAAAUCAGUAACCUAAAUCACUGUACGGCGUCGUUUCGAGGUAAUAAUGGUAGUAUUAGUUCGUUUCACGAUGCAGCAAAUGUGUUGAUUUCUAGAGGUUACUCUGUCUUUGCUUCGUUCCUCAAUUUACAAUUGCUAGGCUUUCAAUUUCAAAGUCAAAGUCAAAACAAGAAUCAAAGUAACUUGACUGUUUUUGCGCCUAAUGAUGAAGUGAUGGUGGAAUAUUCCGGUAGGUUUCCUGAUUAUCAAAGUCUGUUUCACCGUCACGUGUUGAAUUGUAAGGUCUCGUGGACUGAUUUGAUGAGCGUUGAUGACGGAAUUAGUUUCGAUACGUAUUUAGAUGGAUUUAAGGUGAAAGUUGAUAGAUCUGGUGGUGGUGGUUAUAAGGUGAAUGAGGUCUCGAUUACGUCUCCGGAUAUGUAUUAUAGUGACUGGAUUGUGAUUCAUGGAAUUGGUGAUGUUUUGAGCCUGCCUAAGCCGGCUGAUGAGGUUGGUGAUGGAGAGGAGGAUCAGGAUGAUGGUGAUGAUCCUGGUGAUGAAACUCUGGUGAGAAGUUCAGGUAGAAUGUUGAUUGCUGCUGCUCCGGAUCGGUGUGAGUUUUGAAUCCGAGUUGAGGCGCUCUAAACUUUGUUGCUGAUAUUUAUCAAGGUUGUUUGAUCAUGUGUAUUUGGCCAUUGGAGGUCUAGAAUGAAAGA